Messenger RNA from Symbiodinium sp. CCMP2456, 699 nucleotides. The record is from the annotation of a GenBank genome assembly. Lineage: Eukaryota; Dinophyceae; Suessiales; Symbiodiniaceae.
AUGGCCCGCGGCAAACCCGGAUCCAAGCCCGGCAAGCGGAAGGCCAUUCCUGCCAAGAAGGAGAAGGAGAGGCCCAAGGAGGCAACGGACGACCCCGUGGCGCUCUCGGAUCGGCACGUGGCAGAGGCCCUGGCAGAGUCCCUUCCCUGCGACCUCACGCCGCAGCAGAUCUUCUGCCUGAUGAGCCACUGGCAAAAGCCCAUCCUCAAGGCACGGAUCCCGGGCCAGCGUGGCCGGAGACCCACCAAGCAGAUGCUGGAUACGGCCAAGAAGCAGGUCAAACGAUUCCUGGCACGGGAGAAGGCUUUGGGAGACGAGAGCAAGGUGGUGAAGGCCUUUCAGUUGGCCUCAGGUGAGCCUUCCUUGCGCUUCGAUUGGGCUUUUGCACAAGAGAAGGCUCGCAACGCCUCCCUCGAUCGGGAACAAAAAGUGGAUGCCUGGUCCGAGUGCUUUGCCAUGACCAGCGGUCAUACCAAUCUCAGUUCCGAGAUCUUCCUCUGUGGCACCAAGAAGCUCACGCAAAAAGCUUUGAACUCCCUGCUCUGCCACGAGUCCUUGCACAACCUGGCGCGCCGAUACAUGCGGCCCGGUAAUCCCUUCUUCGCAGAGGAUACGGAGCACAUGGCCAUGGCUUUGCUAGGCGAUCCUCAACUGGUCCAUGAGGAGAACCUGGACAAGGUCUUGAAGGGCAGGGACUGA